AUGGCUAGGACAGGUGAAAAGCAUCUCAUAGAUACGCUACAUUCAAAUAUUCCGGCAUCAGGACACUUUCCGGAUAUUCCACUAGAUUUGGCAGCACCAAAACGAUUCAAAUUUAUGAUUGAUCAUUUGUUGGCAAGUGGUGUGGAUGAGAAAGCUGAACGAGGAUCAACGAUUGCUGCAGGAAAAAGUCGGAACUACGAUGAUAGUAAGGAUAAUGCAGAAUCAGAAGAAAGUAGCAUGGAACAGUUACCGAAGACAUCACCGCUUCCCGGAAAUUCUCAUAUUCUUCGGCAUAUUACUUGUCGAUUGGAAGGUCGCGAAUUAUGGAAUAAAUUUUAUGAACUUAGCACCGAAAUGAUUAUUACCAAAAGCGGACGACGUAUGUUCCCGACGAUGAAAUUAAGUAUCACCGGUUGUGAACCAAAUGUGUUUUAUUACGUAUUUCUUGAUGUAGUUCCAGUGGAUAAUCGACGUUACCGGUAUAUUUAUAACAAAUCAUCCUGGUUAACAGCUGGUAAAGCUGAACCUACACCUCGUAAUCGACUGUAUAUGCAUCCUGAUUCUCCAUUCAUCGGUGAACAGCUUUGCAAUCAAGUUAUAUCAUUUGAAAAAGCCAAAUUGACUAAUAAUGAAGUUGACAAAACUGGACAUUUAAUUUUAAAUUCAAUGCACAAAUAUCAGCCACGUAUACAUAUUGUGAGACGACCACGUGAAAAGCCUAUUGAACAGGCCUUAACAAUCGAUUUGCACAACGAACAUUACAAAACGUUUCAAUUUAAAGAAACACAAUUUAUGGCUGUUACAGCAUAUCAAAAUCAAUUAAUUACAAAAUUAAAAAUUGAAAAGAAUCCAUUCGCUAAAGGUUUCCGUGAUCCAAAUGGACGCUCACCUGAAUAUGAUAUGGAUAUUCGUAACGAUGGUACACCAAUGUUAUUAUCCAAUUUGUAUAGUCCAGCAAUUAUGCAACAAGCGUUAAUUCAUCAAUAUUGGGCAGGUAAAAUGCAUUCACGUUUUGCAUUGCCACCACAAUUUAUAUCACAAAUGUUUUUUGCAAAUAUUACUGCCAUACCUGUAUCACCAUCAACUUUAUUAUCAUCUUCUUCUACAACUUAUCCGUCACGUUUACAUUUUGAUCGUGAUUUAAUACCAUAUAUCACUAAUACUCCUACAACAACAACUACUACUACCAAUAUAACAACAACAACAAUAACUGCUACCACAACUACUACUACUGCUACAAUUACCGGUGUUACUACAACAAAAUCUCUUAUACAAAAUAGUGAGAAAAGGUUAGUAGACAAUCAACGAACUCCAAUUAUAUCAUAA
Cercopithifilaria johnstoni is the source of this 1326-nucleotide messenger RNA. NCBI's taxonomy places the organism in Eukaryota, Metazoa, Nematoda, Chromadorea, Rhabditida, Onchocercidae. The record is from the annotation of a GenBank genome assembly.